UGUCCUAUCAGAGUGACGUUUGAGCAUGCGCCGGAAGUGUAGAGGAGUAAUCGCUCGGCAUGACUUUCCAGCAGCAAUAGCAGGCCUCGAGUCGAUCCGAGCAAAUGUCGUUUUAUGGGUUAUAGUGGUAUGUUUAUCUCCUGACAGGAUCUGCCGCUGGAUGGACAAACGGAAAUCAUGGAGAGAUAACCGGGAUAGACUUGAAGGCGUGCGUGUGACUGAUCGUGUCUUGAUCUGUGGCCAUGAUGCAGCAGAAGCGCAACAUUCAGAUCAUCGAGUGGGAGGAUCUGGACAAGAGGAAGUUUUAUUCAUUGGGUGUUUUUAUGACCAUGACCACACGGGCGGCGGUCUACCCGUUCACCCUGAUCCGCACCAGACUUCAAGUCCAGAAGGGAAAAUCGCUCUAUAACGGGACAUUCGAUGCUUUCUUCAAGAUUCUGAAGGGCGAGGGGGUGAGCGGCCUCUACCGAGGCUUCAUGGUCAACACGUUCACCCUGAUCUCAGGUCAGGCAUACAUCACCACCUACGAGUUGGUGAGAAAGUACGUUUCCUGUUACUCGUCCAAUAACACGGUGAAGUCUCUGGUGGCGGGUGGAUCCGCCUCGCUGGUUGCCCAGAGCAUCACAGUACCCAUCGAUGUGGUCUCCCAGCAGCUGAUGGUGCAGGGUCAAGGGUCUCACCUCACACGCUUCAAGCUUAAGAUGGCGAUGGCCACAUCCAAACAAAAGUUUACAUUCGGACAUACCAGAGACAUUGUGGUUCAGAUUUUUCACGCGGAUGGAUUAAGAGGUUUUUAUCGAGGCUAUGUGGCGUCGUUGCUCACCUACAUACCCAACAGUGCUGUCUGGUGGCCUUUUUAUCAUUUAUAUGCAGAGACGCUCUCCACACUUGCCCCAUCUGACUGUCCACACCUGAUCCUGCAGGCCAUAGCCGGACCAAUGGCUGCAGCUACUGCCUCUACACUAACCAAUCCUAUGGAUGUGGUCAGAGCCAGAGUCCAGGUCGAAGGUCGCUCGUCUGUGAUUGAAACGUUCAAGCAGCUGAUAGCCGAAGAGGGCGCUUGGGGUCUCACCAAGGGUCUAUCUGCUCGCAUCAUUUCCUCCACACCCACCUCCAUCAUGAUCGUCAUCGGUUAUGAGACGUUAAAGAGACUCAGCCUACGGCCUGAACUGGUGCACAGAAGACACUGGUGAUGAUAAAGAUGGACCACCUAAACCACGUGUUGGAUUUCCAUACCUCAGCCCUGUUUUAUGGGCCUCUCUUACCCUUUUCAACGGAUGCCUUUGACAUUUUGAUGAGGACCAGGCAAUAACUGAAGGACUCAAAUGUGAAACUGUGUUACUCUUGUUGAGUAUUUUAUUUUAUUACCUUUGUGUGACCCAAACUAGUAUUUUGCAAUGAAACAACAUGGAACUCUGUGUCAUUCAUCCUUUUCACCUGUUGUUGUUUAUUGGAUUUCAGCAUUUAUAAUAUGGUGGUCGCAAGUAUUAAAACAUUCAAGGUUUCCACAAAUAUGGAAAACUUUGAAUUAUCAGGGAAUUUUAAUAUUGAGAUUUCCAUUUCCAGAAACAUCAUGGACAUUUUUAUAGAUAUUUAUUAUAGUUCUGAAGCAUUUGUUCAGAUAUUUCAUCAGCUAGAAAUUGGUCUUUGUGAGUCCAGUCUGUAAUACAACAAACAUAAAUAAACAGGCAAGUUAUUUAAAUUCAUUAGUAAAGGUUUGAGUUGUUCAGACUAACAAAAACUUAUUUUGUUUGAGGCCUUGUAUUUUACUUUGAGAGAAAAUGGUUUGGGGCCAAAGGUUUUAUGUAAUCAAUUUAAUUCUGAUAACUGCUGUGAUCGAUGUUUUUGUGUAAAAUGUGCUUCGAGUCUCGAUGUCGAGUGCAUUAAAUGAACUACACAAGAACGAAGCUGUUUGGGAUUGUUUAUUUAUUUGUAUACUUCAUAAAUAACUGCUCCAAAAUGAAUCAUAAUUCAUUAUUUUUAAUAAUUCAUUUGGUAAAAUAAUGACAGAAUAUUACGUUUAAUGUCGAUUUUCAGUUCUUUGUCCCUAAAACAUAUUUCUAUUUGUAUUAAAAGUGAUUAAUUGAAAACUA
Misgurnus anguillicaudatus (oriental weatherfish) is the source of this 2093-nucleotide messenger RNA. RefSeq names its product solute carrier family 25 member 44a (gene slc25a44a). Gene Ontology annotation, molecular function: branched-chain amino acid transmembrane transporter activity. The record is from RefSeq and is a predicted model, not a curated record. Gene Ontology annotation, biological process: branched-chain amino acid catabolic process; branched-chain amino acid transport; transmembrane transport. Gene Ontology annotation, cellular component: mitochondrion. Lineage: Eukaryota; Metazoa; Chordata; Actinopteri; Cypriniformes; Cobitidae.